AUGCUCUUUGACCAGAUUUGGCUCGGUUCCUAUAUGUCUGGCGGUGUUGGAUUCACUCAGUAUGCAACUGCAGCCUACACCGAUAACAUCCUUGAUGAUUUCGUGUAUCACGGUAUGGACUUCAUUAAAGACACAUAUAAGGUUGACUGGAAGAAACCGUCACCGAAAGACAAGUUUACCCUCUAUGGUAUGGAACAGUAUGAACAAUUCCCGACCAUGAUGGAAGAUCACUUCGGUGGUUCACAGCGUGCAGCUGUUCUUGCCGCAGCAUCAGGUAUUACAACUUCCAUUGCAACCGGUAACUCUAACGCUGGUCUGAAUGCAUGGUAUUUAUCCAUGUUACUCCAUAAGGAUGGAUGGUCCAGACUUGGAUUCUUCGGAUACGAUUUACAGGAUCAGUGCGGUUCUGCAAACUCACUUUCCAUGAGACCGGAUGAAGGUUGUAUUGGAGAAUUCCGUGGACCAAACUAUCCGAACUAUGCAAUGAAUGUCGGUCACCAGGGAGAAUAUGCCGCAAUUGCAGCAUCUGCUCACCUUGGUCGUGGCGAUGCAUGGACACUGUCCCCGCUUAUUAAGAUCUGUUUCGCAGAUCCGGCACUCAAAUUUGAUUUCGCACAUCCACGUGAAGAAUUCGCAAAGGGAGCAAUCCGCGAAUUUAUGCCGUCAGGUGAACGCGGACUUAUCAUUCCGGCAAAAUAA
Molecule: messenger RNA, 699 nt
Organism: Cylicocyclus nassatus
Lineage: Eukaryota; Metazoa; Nematoda; Chromadorea; Rhabditida; Strongylidae
Source: the annotation of a GenBank genome assembly